Ceratotherium simum simum (southern white rhinoceros) is the source of this 832-nucleotide messenger RNA. The record is from RefSeq and is a predicted model, not a curated record. NCBI's taxonomy places the organism in Eukaryota, Metazoa, Chordata, Mammalia, Perissodactyla, Rhinocerotidae.
AUGCUUCUGCUGUGGCUGCUGCUGGGCGUGCUCUGGUGGAGGGAGGGGGCCGAGGGCCAGAGGGAGCCCUGGGAAAACAACAAGGGUUACCAGCUGCAAGUGCCGGAGCUGGUGAGGGUGCAGGAGGGCCUGUGUGUGCGGGUGCCCUGCUCCUUCUCCUACCCCCAGGAUGGCUGGACUGACUCUACCCCAGCUCACGGCUACUGGUUCCAGGAAGGGGCCAAUACACACCAGGAUGCUCCAGUGACCACAAACAACCCAGAUCGAAAAGUGCAGGAGGAGACCCAGGGCCGAUUCCACCUCCUUGGGGACCCCUGGACCUACAACUGCUCCCUGGACAUCAGAGACGCCAGGAAGACAGAUGAUGGAAAAUAUUUUUUUAAAGUGGAGAGAGGAAGUGCAAAAUGGAGUUACAUAUCCAACCAUCUCACCGUGCGUGUGAUGACCCUGAUGCACAAACCCGACAUCCUCAUCCCAGGGACUCUGGAGUCCGGCCGCCCCAGAAACCUGACCUGCUCUGUACCCUGGGCAUGUGAGUGGGGCACACCCCCCAUCUUCUCCUGGAGGACAGCUGCCCUCACCUCACUGGGCCCCAGGACCCGCUUCUCCUCAGUGCUCACCCUCACCCCACGGCCCCAGGACAACGGCACCAACCUCAUUUGUCAAGUGAAGUUCCCUGCAUCUGGUGUGAUCGUGGAAAGCACCAUCCAGCUCAACGUCACCUGGAGGUCAGUGCCCGUGGCAGAGGUGGUUCUGGUGGCCAUUGGGGAAGCGGCUGUGAAGACCCUGCUCCUCCUCCUCUGCCUCAUCUUCCUCAGGUGAGCAUUGUCCC